UAAAGAUGUAUCCCCUCAAUCUCUGAAAGCAAGCGUACCAUGCACCUUCUCUACCACUCUGUGUGUGUUGUCACUUUCAGGGAGUUAUGGACUUGGAUCCCAAGAUCCUUCUGGUCAUCAAUGCUGUUAAGUCAUCCAAUUAAUUGUAUAUUUCCCUCUUACAUUUGACCUCCUAAAGUGCACUACCUCAGAUUUGCUCGGAUUAAACUCCAUCUGCCAUUUCUCUGCCCAUUUCUGUAGCUGAUUUAUAUCCUGCGAUUUAUAUACCUUGACAGCCUUCCCCAAACUUACUAACCAACCCGUCUACGUUUACGUCGAAGUCCUUAAUCAUAUAUUCAUUUUUCCUUUGUCUUCCUUUGUCUCGUUCUCCUCACUGGCCUCUGGCAGUUGUCUCCUGCACAUCAGUCCAUUCUAGAAUCCCUUCUGUUUUGUACAUACGCCUCCUCAACUGUCCUUCACUCUCUGGCCUCAGUAUGAAGGAGGGGAUAAAAACUCCCAGCAAGUGAUUCCCACCUGAUGGGGUUUAAGGGGGCCCUCUAGCUCCUCCAGGCCAUGGUGCAGGAUUCCCGUUGGGAGCAGGGAAUAGGAGGAGCCGGGAAGAACAGACUUGCAUCUGCGCUGUUGGGAAGAGAGGAAAGGACAAGAGCAGAGACGGCUUGGCUUGCCAUGGAUUGGGCAAGGCAGCCAGUUGUCUUCCACCUCAUACUGCUGUGCCGGCUGAUGCCGCUGCCCGCUGAGGAGAACAUCUCGGUGGAGGACGGGAGCCUCCACCGCCACCACUUGGGCCGGAGGAGUGUGCUGGACAUUGCCUUUGUCCUGUGGUGUUACCGCAACCGCUAUCAGUUCUCCAUCUACAACGUCAAUGGCUACGGCUGCUACUGCGGCAAGGGAGGCGAUGGCGUGCCGCUGGAUGACUUUGACACCUGCUGCUUCCACCACGACUGCUGCUAUGAGGCUGCGCUCCUCACCUCCUGCGGCAAGGGCACCAACAUCUACCUGAAGCCCAGCUACGCCGUGUGCGAGGUGGGCAGGGCUGAGUGCCCGGAGGGCUUGCAACCCUGCUCCAGCGACCUCUGCCUCUGCGACAAGCAGUUUGCCGAGUGCCUGGCCAUCGCCACAUACCAGGACCAGCACUCCAGCUAUCAGCAGAAGUUCUGCACGGAACCCAAACGCAAAUGUCCUGCCGAGGAGAAGAUUGAUGUGGAUCUGGACACCAAGAGAUAGGAUGGGGGGGGGUCCUCAGCACUGCCUCAUUCCACAGUGGAAGUUACAUUAUAUUAAUGUUAAAGCUACAAACUUUAUCCACGGCCUUGUUUGCCUCAAUUUUGCGUUAGUGGAGUAGACCUGCUGUGGAUGAGGGGAAGGGCUGGGUUUCUUGGGUGACCAAACCCCAAUUUUGUCCAUGCCCCACUCUAGCCCAAGGAGGGUGUCCUUAGGCAUGGCCUUGCCCACCAAAGACAACCAGAUCGGACGUUCAACCACGGCUUCAUCUAUCUUCCUCCACCACGCUUCCCCUCUUCAGUGGCCAAGGUUAUAGAGGAGGA
Molecule: messenger RNA, 1544 nt
Organism: Leucoraja erinaceus (little skate)
Lineage: Eukaryota; Metazoa; Chordata; Chondrichthyes; Rajiformes; Rajidae
Product: basic phospholipase A2 myotoxin I-like
Exons: 1
Coding region: 553-1224 (223 amino acids)
Biological process (GO): phospholipid metabolic process; lipid catabolic process; arachidonate secretion
Molecular function (GO): A2-type glycerophospholipase activity; calcium ion binding
Source: RefSeq, a predicted model, not a curated record